This is a messenger RNA of Theobroma umbraticum, 1660 nucleotides long. RefSeq names its product monodehydroascorbate reductase 1 (gene MDAR1). Gene Ontology annotation, molecular function: oxidoreductase activity, acting on NAD(P)H. Lineage: Eukaryota; Viridiplantae; Streptophyta; Magnoliopsida; Malvales; Malvaceae. Gene Ontology annotation, cellular component: cytoplasm. The record is from RefSeq and is a predicted model, not a curated record.
CUCCUUAUAAAUUUGUUGGACCAAUUUCCCAUUCUCAAUCCUACUUAAAAAAAUCGGUUAAUUACCAAAAAGGGUGAACGAAAAGUGUCAGCUUGGAUCGUCGAUGGCGGAGAAGAGGUUUAAGUACGUGAUCCUAGGCGGCGGUGUCGCUGCUGGAUAUGCAGCAAGGGAGUUUGCCAAGCAGGGGGUGCAGCCUGGUGAGCUGGCUAUUAUUUCCAAGGAAGCGGUGGCUCCAUAUGAACGCCCUGCUCUGAGUAAGGGAUAUCUCUUCCCUCAGGGAGCUGCAAGACUUCCUGGUUUCCAUGUGUGUGUUGGAAGUGGUGGAGAGAGAUUGCUUCCUGAGUGGUACAAGGAAAAAGGGAUUGAAUUGAUCCUUAGCACAGAAAUAGUGAAAGCAGAUCUUCCUGCCAACACUCUAGUAAGCGCAGCCGGAGAAACCUUCAAGUAUCAAAUUUUGAUCAUUGCAACUGGUUCCACAGUUAUAAAAUUGACAGAUUUUGGAGUGCAAGGAGCUGACGCUAAAAACAUCUUCUACUUAAGAGAAAUUGAUGAUGCUGAUGAGUUGAUAGAAGCUAUCAAAGCAAAAAAGAAUGGGAAGGCUGUUAUUGUUGGAGGAGGUUAUAUUGGUCUCGAGCUUGGUGCGGCAAUGAAAAUUAAUAAUUUUGAUGUCAGCAUGGUGUACCCUGAACCAUGGUGCAUGCCCCGGCUCUUCACCUCUGCGAUUGCUGCUUUCUAUGAGGGUUAUUAUGCUAAUAAAGGGAUCAAAAUUAUAAAAGGAACAGUUGCAGUUGGAUUCACCUCUAACUCAAAUGGAGAGGUGAAGGAAGUUAAGCUUAAGGAUGGCAGAGUGCUGGAAGCUGACAUUGUUGUUGUCGGUGUUGGUGGGAGGCCUCUUACAACAUUAUUUAAAGGGCAGGUUGAAGAGGAGAAGGGUGGAAUAAAGACUGAUGCUUGUUUCAAAUCAAGUGUUCCCAAUGUAUAUGCCGUGGGUGAUGUAGCCACUUUUCCUAUGAAGCUAUACAAUGACAUGAGAAGGGUUGAACAUGUUGACCAUGCCCGGAAAUCAGCUGAACAGGCAGUGAAGGCCAUUAAGGCAAGCAAGGAGGGGAAAUCAGUUGAUGAAUAUGACUACCUACCAUACUUCUAUUCUCGUUCCUUUGAUCUAGCAUGGCAGUUCUAUGGUGACAAUGUUGGGGAUACAGUGCUCUUUGGAGACAACAACCCACAAUCACCUAAGGCCAAGUUCGGAUCUUACUGGAUCAAAGAUGGGAAGGUCGUUGGGGCUUUCCUGGAGGGUGGCUCUGCUGAAGAAAACCAGGCUAUUGCAAAAGUUGCUAGGCUCCAGCCUUCAGUUGGGGAUUUGGAAGCCCUGACAAAUGAAGGUCUUUCCUUUGCCUGUAAGAUUUGAGGACUAUCAGUUGCCAUGCCUUACCCCCCACAAAAGAGAACAAAAAACAGAAAGGUUGUUGCCAGAGGACUAUAUAGAUUUAGACUUGGAUAUGCUUUUCAUGGGGUUGUGUUCUUAGUGCUCUUUGGGUUGAGUACAUAAAUUUGUGGGAUUUGCUAUGUUCUAUAUCGUAGUUAUCUCUUCUUGUGUUUCAUUUGAAUGAUGAAUAAUAAUAAUACUAUGUUUACUGUUAAGGUUUUUUUGUUGGUGUUA